Messenger RNA from Hippoglossus stenolepis (Pacific halibut), 3820 nucleotides. It is a transcript of the gene hcn5, whose product is annotated as hyperpolarization activated cyclic nucleotide-gated potassium channel 5. The coding region runs from base 1152 to 2708 and encodes 518 amino acids. The transcript has 10 exons. NCBI's taxonomy places the organism in Eukaryota, Metazoa, Chordata, Actinopteri, Pleuronectiformes, Pleuronectidae. Gene Ontology annotation, cellular component: membrane. Gene Ontology annotation, biological process: monoatomic ion transport; transmembrane transport. The record is from RefSeq and is a predicted model, not a curated record. Gene Ontology annotation, molecular function: monoatomic ion channel activity.
GUUUCCAGAACAAGAUUAUUAUGUUAUUUGAAAACUGUAAUUUGGAUUUGAAGCUCAACUAAGAGACAAACUACAAUGGUUAUGAUAUUCCUGUGCACGGUCAUAAGGUGCAUUGUUGCCUAUUUCAGAGCGAACGUCAGACGAGCGUGCACCCAAACAGUUCGACAGUCCAUCACAUCACAAUGUGUUUUCCAAUAACACUUCACGUAUCCGUCCAACUCAUUACCAAUACAAAUCCCUCUUUGUAAGUGGAGAAACGGUUGCUGUUUCCUGUACCUCUCUUCUCUUGUCCCAUGAUACUCUGAGCAGAGUCAUCUCCUAAAUUGUCCCUCUCAUUAUCAGACAUCUCACCUCAUGCACUAAGCUGCCAGCAGUUCACCUCACCCACUGGCCUGACCCCUCAGUUAAUUCCCACAUGCUGCUACAUCCUGUAACAUCAUUUUGUGGUUCAAACUUCGCCUGCCUCAAAAUCCCACCAGCCCUCCAUGGAAAACCGAAAAGAUAAGACACCAACAUGUUUUUGCUUCUGAUGUGAAAAAUGCAAACAGAGAGCACGGUAGCUGGCUCCGAGCUGCGAGCAUAUGUACAGCAUCACCAGCAUCAGGUAACACAGUAUAGUGUUUAAUUACAUCCCUGGUAGAGACGGCUCCGACCGAACUUGUCCUCCGCACAUGCUGGCAGAUGUCGAGCUCACGUGACUAUAAUUGUGAUCCCCUCAACACACACACAGGCACACACAGGCACACACACACACGUCAUUGUCUUCAGUAUUAAUGUGAGCUGGACCUUACCCUCUUGACAUGGCUUGAUUUAUGUGGGGAUGAGACACAGACACUGAAUAGUUGAUGAGCUGGGAGAAAAAGAAAAGAAGUGUAGGGGUUGGGUGGGGGCAGAAAUAGAGAGAGGCUGACGGAGAGAGGGAGGGAGGGAGCGAGGGAGGCAGAUGAAAGGAGGGUGUCCGCUCGCCUCGCUCCACACAGCUUCUAUAAGCCCUUAGGUUUGGAACGUUGGUGGAAAAUUACCCCGUGAACAAGGGGGGAGGUCAGAACUGGUCGAGUCAGACUCCACUCGUCCUGAGAGGAAGACGCAGCUGCCGCAUAAGGGAGGAUGGAGCGUGCGAUGGGCUGAUCAGAGGGGACCAAGGUCGGGCCAUGGAGAAACUAAAAGGUCCCACAGAGGGAUGCACUAUGUCCACCUGUGGAUGGAGAGCCCUGCUCCUCCCGCAGCUGAACAGACAGUCGCUGUACUUGUAUGGCAGCGAGGUGGCCGUGGAGAAGGAGUGCCUCCGACAGCUGGAGAGCGGGGUCUUUGUCAUUCACCCUUUCAGCCUCAUGAGGAGUUACUACAUCAUGUGCAUGAUGGCCAUCACGUUUCUGAACCUGAUCGGGAUUCCCAUGGAGAUUGCUUUUCUGGACGGGACCAGCGGGCUGGCAUGGGAAGGAUUUAACGUGUUUUCAGACACGCUGUUCCUGAUAGACGUGGCUCUGAAUUUCCGCAUGGGCAUCAUAGCAGAGGACAGCGAGGAAGCUAUUCUGGAUAUCAAGCGGAUCCGGCUCAGUUACCUGAGGACAUGGUUCAUACCGGACGUCAUAGCUGCUUUCCCGAUCGGCUACAUUCUGCUGUUUGCGGACUUGCAUUACAACAGUGAUGACAACCCGUCCAAGACCAACAAGAUGAUGAGGAUCCUGAUGUUUGUUCGGAUCCUCAGCUUGAUCCGACUCGCCCGAGUGUCCCGACUCGUCAGGUUCUUCAAUGAAGUGGAGAAAGUGUCAAAUGCAAACCUGGAGGUGGUCCGCCUGUUCUUCCGCAUCCUGUCUUUGUUCAUGAUGAUUUUCCUGCUGUGUCACUGGAACGGCUGCAUCCAGUACUUUGUGCCCAUGCUGGAGGAGUUCCCCUCUGACUGCUGGGUCCGCAAAGAAAACCUGAUGAAUGCCACAGUGAUCGUGAAGUACUCAUGGGGAGUUUUUCGAGCUCUCUCACAGAUGAUUGCUCUCUCGUACGGCUCCAUGGACGCUCCAACAAAUUAUGUUGAAAUGUGGAUCGUCAUGGUCAGCAUGGUGUCCGGCUGUCUGAUGUACACCGUCCUCGUGGCCAACGCCACCGCCAUGAUCGCCAACACCGACCCAGCAGCCAAGGAGUACAAGAUCAAGAUGAGUCGCUUGGAGCACUACAUGUCCUUUAUGAAGCUACCGCCUGAACUGCAGCUCCGCAUCAGCAACUACUACCAGGCUCGCUAUGGGGGGAAGUGGUUUGACCAGAAGGACGUGAUGGACACGGUGUCUUCAGCACUCAAAGAGCAAAUCCUGACAGUGAUGUGCAGCCGGCUGCUGAGAAAAGCGCCAAUGUUUCAGAACAGAGAUGAAAACUUCAUCAGUGCCCUCCUCCCCAAACUGGAGUACGAGGUCUUCCAGGAGGGAGACGUCAUCGUCCGAGAGAACGUCCCGGGCGACCGCAUGUUCUUCAUCGACCACGGCCAGGUCCUCAUGGAGAGCGAUUCCUACGAUAGGGAACUGUGUGAUGGAGACUUUUUUGGAGAGACGUGCGUGCUGACCAAAGGCAAACAUCUGGCCACAAUGAAGGCGCUGACCGACUGCCAGUGCUUCACUCUGUCCUGUGACGACUUUCGGGAGGCGCUGCAGGGCUUCCCAGAUGUCAAGAAGGACUUGGAACAAAUGGUUGAGCUCAACUCUGAUGGUGGACUCGUGUAAGACCAAAAAACUGAUUCCAUAUGUGGACAUGAAUUGGACAUUUACUUACCGAGGAGAUGGACAGUUCUUGAGCCUUGACUCGAACUGGGAAUGAUUCAGACCUCAACAGUUAAGACGGGUCAAACAUUUAAUCUCUGCUUUCUUGUUGCGAUCUAACAGCAAUGUUUGGAAAGUCAAUAUAUAUCUUAGUGACAAAACAAGAAAGAUUCAGACUUUUUGUUUUUAUAUGACUUGGGGUUUGCUUUUGAUGUUUUGGCCAUGAUCCCUAUCAAUAACAUGGGACUCACCAAGUCAACUUCUUAGAUCUGGGAUCACAUAGAUUUAAACAAGAAACACAAGCUGUCAGAUGAUCGUAGGUUGUAAAUGAAUCCAUUAACUUCUUACCCAGUUGUUCAAAGAUCCAUCACUGUUCAACAAAACACAGGUUUAAACUUAAAUCUGUAGUUUUACUUUCAAGUAGUCUUUUAGAUUAUUUGUUCUCUUGUGUGUCUUCCCGCUGGACUUAUCACCCUGUUAAUGGAUGACUGUACAGUAUUAGAUUAGACUCAAGUUGUUCUAAACUGGAAAUUUGCUUUAAAGGAAGGUUAUAUAUAAACAGAUUCUUGAGCAUAUGAAGAAUCUGGAGGCGAGGGACAAGAUUUUGGGCCCGGAAGCCUUCUGGUUUCUUUUUCUGGUUUGAGCAAUCACAUUUGAGCAGGUGAACGGUCAGUGUGGAGAGCAAAAGAGGCAGAACACAUUGACUGAAAGGCUUUUUAAUUUAUAUGUAUUCAUAUACAGAUAGAUGUUGAUAUAGAGUUUAGCCAAAAUGUCAUCUGGACCUAAAACACUUCAACAAAAAGUAUCGCUGUUUGUGUUUUGUGUGGAGAAACGUUCGACUUCUGUGAUUUUAAAAACUAGUCGGAGUCUUGGAUAUCCAGCAGCCCCAAAAUGUUGCCCAUUGCCCCUAGAAGCUAAUUAAUGACAUCCAAUGACUCAGUGAUUGAAAGAAGGUAAAAACUCAUGUAUGGCAUUGUUUCUUUUCUCUAAAAUGACAUUUAUUUGUAGCAACAUUACUCAAGACAAAUUAAUGUCAGUGUGAAAGCAACACAAAUAAAGCAGAUACUUUAAUAUGA